CUCUCGAAAGGAGGGAUAAAAUCCAAUCUUUGUCGGGACUUGGUGGCAUGAAAUCCCGACGAAUUUGAUCUCGGUCAGGUUCAGCGUCUCCGUUCGUGAAUAAAUUCGGCAUCUUUUUUGGGGUUCUUUGCGGGUUUUCUUGUGAUGGGGUUCGAGGAGGGUGGGGGAGUCCGCUCGGGGUUCCGGUGCCUGACGAGGAGGAAGCAGGUGGAUUCGAACCGCGUCAGGGCCGAGGAAGGGCAUCACCAGCUCGCCAAGGCGUUGUCGGUUCCGCAGCUCGUCGCAAUAGGUGUUGGUGCAACAAUAGGUGCCGGAGUCUAUGUUCUUGUUGGAACAGUUGCCAGAGAACAUGCAGGACCUGCUCUCACCAUUUCUUUUCUGAUAGCUGGGAUAGCAGCUGCUCUUUCAGCUUUCUGCUAUGCGGAGCUUGCAAGCCGUUGCCCUUCUGCUGGAAGUGCUUACCACUAUUCUUACAUAUGUGUCGGAGAAGGUGUCGCUUGGUUGAUUGGAUGGGCUCUGAUUCUGGAAUAUACAAUUGGUGGGUCAGCUGUUGCACGUGGCAUAUCCCCAAAUUUUGCCUUAUUUUUUGGAGGACCAGAUAGUCUGCCUUCAUUUUUGGCACGUGUUUCCAUCCCAGGCCUUGAUAUUGUUGUUGAUCCAUGUGCUGCAAUUCUUGUUUUUGUUGUGACUGGAUUACUAUGCUUGGGAAUAAAGGAGAGCACAUUUGUACAAUCAAUUGUCACAACUGCAAAUGUCUGUGUCUUGUUAUUUGUCAUUAUUGCUGGUGGAUAUAUUGGCUUUCAGACUGGAUGGGUUGGUUAUACUGUUGCUGGCGGAUACUUUCCUUAUGGAGUAAAUGGGAUGCUUGCUGGUUCAGCAACCGUCUUUUUUGCUUACAUAGGUUUUGAUUCUGUUGCUAGCACUGCUGAGGAGGUUAAGAAUCCUCAAAGAGAUUUGCCAUUGGGAAUAGCAACAUCACUGUCUGUAUGUUGCUUACUCUAUAUGAUGGUUUCUGUUGUUGUCGUUGGCCUGGUUCCAUACUUUGCAAUGGAUCCUGACACCCCAAUCUCAUCUGCAUUCGCGAGAAAUGAUAUGCAGUGGGCAGUAUAUAUUAUCACAUCUGGUGCCGUUCUUGCACUUUGCUCAGCUUUAAUGGGCUCCCUUCUCCCACAGCCUAGAAUACUGAUGGCAAUGGCUAGAGAUGGAUUGUUGCCAUCUUUCUUCUCAGAUGUUAAUGUGCGCACACAAGUUCCAGUCAAGAGUACUAUCUUGACUGGGAUUUUCGCAGCAACCCUAGCAUUCUUCAUGGAUGUUUCUCAAUUGGCAGGAAUGGUCAGCGUUGGCACACUUCUUGCUUUCACCAUUGUUGCAAUCUCAAUCUUGAUACUGAGAUAUGUACCUCCAGAUGAGAUACCUCUGCCGUCAUCUUUCCAGGAAUCAAUUGAUUCAGUUUCAAAUCGCUACAGUGUUCAAAACAAUGGGGACAAGGCAGAUUCUCUUGGAAAUACCGGCAGUAGCGAAAACCAAUAUGAUGGCCCAUCUCAAGAAAUUAAUAAGGAAUCAGUCAACUGUCCUCUAAUUGGGAAGGAAAUCAAUCCAGAGCAUUUCAAUGAACAAACUCGGCGACAAAAGGCCGCUUGGAGCAUUGCAUCUGUUUGUCUUGGAGUUCUUAUCCUCACUACAUCGGCUUCUUACACAUUCUUGCCUGACUUCCUUCGCUACCUGGCAUGCUCUGUCGGCGGCUUGCUUCUUCUGGGUGGUCUAUUUGUGCUUGUCUGGAUCGAUCAAGAUGAUGCUCGUCAUAAUUUUGGACAUACCGGAGGUUUCAUUUGCCCCUUUGUGCCAUUUCUUCCCGUUUGCUGCAUCCUCAUCAACGCAUACCUGCUAGUAAAUCUUGGGGCUGGCACAUGGUUCCGUGUCUCGAUGUGGCUGCUGAUUGGGGUUUUGGUGUACCUGUUCUAUGGACGAACCCACAGCUCCCUGACCGACGUAGUGUAUGUACCCGCAGCACAUGCGGAGGAAAUAUACAGAACUUCUCCCGAUUAUGUAGCGUAGAACCCAUCAUAACCUUGUAUAUUCAUGUGUCCAUUCAUGUUUGUCAUCUCUACUACUAGCAUUUGUGUUUUGGUUGCCUAGGGCAUCAUUGCAUCCCUGCAUAUGUUUAUGGAAAAGGACCCUUCUUUCGGGUGUAGUGUUACUGCUGUCUCCGAAAGGAGUGUGUAAAUAUAAUUUGAAGAAACGAGAUUGUAUGGGUUGAAGCCAAGCUUGAGUUUCUGAUUCAGUCAUUAUAUAUUA
Messenger RNA from Musa acuminata subsp. malaccensis (wild Malaysian banana), 2295 nucleotides. RefSeq names its product cationic amino acid transporter 2, vacuolar. Lineage: Eukaryota; Viridiplantae; Streptophyta; Magnoliopsida; Zingiberales; Musaceae. The record is from RefSeq and is a predicted model, not a curated record. Gene Ontology annotation, biological process: transmembrane transport; amino acid transport. Gene Ontology annotation, molecular function: amino acid transmembrane transporter activity. Gene Ontology annotation, cellular component: membrane.